AUGGAUGGAACAAGGCUUGAUAUAGUGAAAGAAAUACUAUCUGGUAAUGGGAUUUCUCUUAAGGAGGAAAAGGGGAAUAUAGAAGAUUCUGCUAAGAUUCAAACAACCUAUAUCCGAAGACUUGAAAAUGACAUACACCUAGUGUCUUCGUUUAUUAACCAGGCUAACGUUUCAAUUGAAAAGCUAAUUUUAAAAACCAAAAAUACAUCACACGAAGAUCUGAUUUCUCUAAAAAAGGAUAUUAUUGCGCUAUCUGAUACAUAUGGAAGAUUACCAUAUUUGUCGGAUAAGAGCGAUGUUAUUGGAAUAGCCUCUGCAUCGUCAAUAAUUGAUAGUCUUAUUCAACAACAAACGGAAGCAAGUAUACAUUUGAACAAGAAAAAUGAAAUUGAUUCUUAUGAAAUAACGUCUAAGCAAGCUUUAGUUGAAGAAUAUAAACGGUUAUUACAGUUAAUAGAUCAAAAACACAUUACUGAACAAGAGAAGUUGGAAGAAAUUGACCAAAAGACUAGUGCUAUGGAGCUGGAUCCAAUAUCGAAAGGUCUGCAGAUAGGGGCGUUGAAUAUUAAACUAGAUGAAGCACGUCAGUCGGAAAAUUUGCUAUCCACAUACUUAAAACGAAUUAUCAUCAAAUACUUGGCGCUAAGUGAUUGGGAAUCACAACAGGUUAUAACAGAGGAGAAAUUGCAAGAAAAUGUAAAUGUGUGCAUAGAGUUGAUAGAUAAAUUAGUGGUAUCUUCAAUAAAUUCAACUGCCUGGGUUGAGAUUGAUCCUAAUGAAAUUGAGAGUAAAUUUAUCAACCACUUAUUAAUGAAUAAUACAAUAAUUUCAAGAGAUGACUCUACGAAAGAAAAAUUAUUUUUGCUGCUAAGAACUUUUGGAUCUGAAUUCUAG
Debaryomyces hansenii CBS767 is the source of this 894-nucleotide messenger RNA. RefSeq lists its product as uncharacterized. The record is from RefSeq and is a predicted model, not a curated record. The transcript has a single exon. Bases 1 to 894 code for a protein of 297 amino acids. NCBI's taxonomy places the organism in Eukaryota, Fungi, Ascomycota, Pichiomycetes, Serinales, Debaryomycetaceae.